AUGGCGACUUUGACGAACGCAUCCCGCGUCUGCCUCCGGGGCAUGACGAAGCAGACGGCGCUCGCCUCGGUGCCGGUACGAGCGCUGGCCACCUCGGCAAGCCUUCAGGACUCCGCGGCGCCAUCCGCGUACGGUUACCAGGCGACGUUCAAGGGCCAGAGCAAGGGCGCCCAGAUCCCCAACUUCGGAAACUACAUGUCCGAUAAGGCUCCCGCUACCAACAAGCUGUUCUCGUACUUCAUGGUCGGUGGUUUGGGUGCCAUUUCGGCUGCCGGCGCGAAGUCGACCGUUGAGGAGUUCCUGAAGAAUAUGUCCGCUUCCGCCGAUGUCUUGGCCAUGGCCAAGGUUGAGGUCGAUCUCAAUGCCAUCCCCGAGGGCAAGAACGUCAUCAUCAAGUGGAGAGGAAAGCCCGUUUUCAUCCGACACCGAACCGAGUCCGAAAUUGCCGAAGCCAACAAGGUCAACAUCGCUUCCCUUCGAGACCCUGAGAAUGAUGCCGACCGUGUCAAGAAGCCCGAGUGGCUUGUGAUGUUGGGUGUCUGCACCCAUCUCGGUUGUGUGCCCAUUGGCGAGGCUGGUGACUAUGGUGGCUGGUUCUGCCCUUGCCACGGUUCUCACUACGAUAUCUCCGGACGUAUAAGAAAGGGACCCGCUCCUCUCAACCUCGAAAUCCCCGAGUACGAGUUCCCCGAGGACGGCAAGCUGGUUAUUGGUUAA
This is a messenger RNA of Scedosporium apiospermum, 717 nucleotides long. Its product is annotated as Ubiquinol--cytochrome-c reductase. Gene Ontology annotation, biological process: mitochondrial electron transport, ubiquinol to cytochrome c. Lineage: Eukaryota; Fungi; Ascomycota; Sordariomycetes; Microascales; Microascaceae. The record is from RefSeq and is a predicted model, not a curated record. The transcript is spliced from 4 exons. The coding region runs from base 1 to 717 and encodes 238 amino acids. Gene Ontology annotation, molecular function: 2 iron, 2 sulfur cluster binding; quinol-cytochrome-c reductase activity. Gene Ontology annotation, cellular component: membrane.